Messenger RNA from Trichoderma breve, 852 nucleotides. RefSeq names its product glycosyl hydrolases family 16 domain-containing protein. The coding region runs from base 1 to 852 and encodes 283 amino acids. The record is from RefSeq and is a predicted model, not a curated record. Gene Ontology annotation, biological process: carbohydrate metabolic process. The transcript is spliced from 2 exons. Gene Ontology annotation, molecular function: hydrolase activity, hydrolyzing O-glycosyl compounds. Lineage: Eukaryota; Fungi; Ascomycota; Sordariomycetes; Hypocreales; Hypocreaceae.
AUGCAUUUCCAAUCUCUCAACCUCUUGGCCCUGGCCAUCUCCUCGGUCUCGGCCACUCUCUCCCCAAACCUUCCCGGCAUGAACCUCGUCUGGCAAGAGACGUUUGUUGGCGAGCAAGGCGACAUGGUUGACCUCACCCAAUGGACCGUCGUCACCGACCUCCACAACAACCAGGAGCUCGAGACUUACACCCAGUCCGACUCCAACAUGCAGCUCUCUGGCGGCCAAACUCUCCAGCUCGUCCCUCAACAAGCUCCCUCCGGCGAAUGGACGUCUUCCCGCAUCGAGUCCAUCCAAUCUUGGACUCCUGCUCCUGGCAAAACCAUGCAAGUUCAGGCCGCUCUGCGUGGCGGCUCCAGCCCCCUCGACACCAAGCAAGGCAUGUGGCCCGCCUUCUGGAUGCUGGGCGACUCCAUGCGUCACGGCACUCCCUGGCCUCUCUGCGGAGAGCUCGACAUCUUUGAGCAGAUCAACGGCCAGUUGACCGGCUACGGCACCGCCCACUGCGACCACACCGGCGGCGGUGCGUGCAACGAGCCCUCGGGCCUGGGCCAGAGCAUUCCCAUUCCUCAGGACGACGACUUCCACACCUGGGCUCUCAAGAUCAACCGCUCGUCCAACAACUGGCAGACGGAGACGAUCGAGUGGUACCUCGACGGCACCCUCUUCCAUACCCUUGUCGGCGCCCAGUUUGGCGACGAGGGGCUCUGGGCUACGCUUGCGCACUCUCCAAUGUACAUCAUCCUCAACCUUGCUGUUGGUGGUACAUGGCCCGGUGACCCUAACGAGGCGACUCUGCCCGGCUGGGGCAACAUGUUUGAAGUUCAAUACGUUGCCGUCUACUCCUCAUAA